CGGUGAUAUAAGAGGAAACGCUGACCAUGAAUAGUCAGAACGACGCAUUGACAGGCUGACGGUAAACGUAUAUCAGAAACCAAAGAAAGAUGAACAUUCUCCAAACAAAGGCUCAGUUUGACCAGAUGCUGGCAGCCAAUCCGGGGAAACUGAUCGUCGUGGACUUUUUCGCAACAUGGUGUGGGCCGUGUAGAGACAUUGCACCUUUCCUUGAGUCUCUGUCGGAUAAAUAUGACCAAGUUGUGUUCUGCAAGGUCGACGUUGACGAAAAUCAGGAUACGUCAGAGGAGUGUGGUGUUGAUUGUAUGCCGACGUUCAGGUUCUACAUAAACGGAAUAGAGGUGGACUCUCUGGAAGGAGCUGACAGAGAGAGACUGGAGAGCAAGAUAGUCAGCAACCUGUGAUGUUCUUUGUUGUGAUCACGCGAAGGAAGUUGUCCAUAUUUGGAGAAAGUAGACGAUAAACACACGUGAAUUAGUGCGUGCAAGCAACACCAUUGGUACAUGUACGCAGUAGAGUGUAGAAGAAAUUCAAUGCUGUUCAACUAAUCGGCACGCGUUUAAACAACAUGUAGUUCAUGGUAAUAAACAUAAUGUUAACUGA
This is a messenger RNA of Haliotis rufescens (red abalone), 603 nucleotides long. Its product is annotated as thioredoxin-like. The record is from RefSeq and is a predicted model, not a curated record. Bases 90 to 404 code for a protein of 104 amino acids. Gene Ontology annotation, molecular function: protein-disulfide reductase activity. NCBI's taxonomy places the organism in Eukaryota, Metazoa, Mollusca, Gastropoda, Lepetellida, Haliotidae. The transcript has 6 exons.